ACGUACACUACUUGGUGCAUACCAGUUAUUAGUGCGAGUAGAUAUACAAGCGCCGCGACGCACCGCUGGUCGCAGAAAUUUCUUCUGAGGGUUGACCUCAACCAGCUAUCAUCUUGCCCUGCCCUGGAGCUUACUGUAUUUACUGGCACUACAUAUACGAGUUGUAUUGAUUGGACACGAGUCCACGCAGCCUAGCAGGGGAUCUCUGCAAUGUCGGUGACUUUGCACACAAACGUCGGGGACAUAAAAAUAGAGCUGUUCUGUGACCAGGCGCCACGGGCCUCUGAGAACUUCCUAGCCCUGUGCGCCAGCAACUACUACGAAAAUGUGCACUUCCACCGCAACAUCAAGGGCUUCAUGAUCCAAGGAGGCGACCCCACGGGCACGGGCAAAGGCGGCCGCUCCAUCUACCCCACCGCCAACGGCAAGUUCCCGGACGAGAUAAACGACUCGCUCAAACACAGCAAGCGCGGCAUUGUGUCAAUGGCUAACAGCGGGCCCAACACCAACGGGAGUCAGUUCUUCAUCACCUACAAGGCGCACGCGCACCUCAACGGGAAAUACACCAUCUUCGGACAGGUGAUUGACGGGCUGGAGGUGUUGGACCGAAUGGAGAAGGUGCCCACAGACGACAAGGACCGGCCAAAGACGGACAUAAAGAUCAACAAGGUCACCAUCCACGCCAACCCGAUUGCCGGGUAGCAGCAGCUCGGCGCAAUGGAGCAGCGGCAGUGGGGAGCCGGAGGUCAGAGGAGAGGAGGGUGGCUGUGGGUGCGCUGGCCAUGAUGCGCGAGCAAUGCUGGUGGGUGUGGGGAUGCAUAGGGGCGAAUGAAAGGCAGGAUGCUACGCGUAUGUGCCAAAAUUGGUUCUGCACACGCUACGGUCUACUGAUGGGGGGGCGGCGGGCGGCGGAGUGUCAAGGUGCCCGUGGAGGAGACGGUGCGCGAAGCCCGCUUUGACUGCGAGGGCGAGCGAACAUGGACUUGUCGGCGACAUGUAAGGACAUGAAGUG
Messenger RNA from Chlamydomonas reinhardtii, 1012 nucleotides. RefSeq lists its product as uncharacterized. Gene Ontology annotation, cellular component: catalytic step 2 spliceosome. NCBI's taxonomy places the organism in Eukaryota, Viridiplantae, Chlorophyta, Chlorophyceae, Chlamydomonadales, Chlamydomonadaceae. The coding region runs from base 211 to 702 and encodes 163 amino acids. The transcript has 6 exons. Gene Ontology annotation, biological process: protein peptidyl-prolyl isomerization; protein folding. The record is from RefSeq and is a predicted model, not a curated record. Gene Ontology annotation, molecular function: peptidyl-prolyl cis-trans isomerase activity.